AUGACAAGGAAGUUCAUUCGUCGGAUGCUCGGGUGCUUCUCAAACAAACAUGACUGCAACGUGGACACCAGCAACAUCUUCCGGGUGGAUGGCAUUGUAGCCGUUAUCACCGGUGGUGGCAGUGGAAUUGGCCUGAGUAUGACCCGUGCCCUGGCUGCCAAUGGUGCCCACAAGAUCUACAUUCUAGGCCGUCGGCUGCAGGUCCUCGAGAAGGCCGCUGCCGAAUAUCCCAAUGUUAUCAUCCCCCACCAAGCCGAUGUGACCUCCGAACAGGAUCUUCAAGCAGCUGUGGAUCGAGUCAAGUCAGAAGUGGGCUAUGUCAAUCUUGUUGUCGCCAAUUCAGGAAGCAUCGGACCUCCCGUACGGUUCAACCCAACGGCCUCUCUCCCCAACUUGCGUCAAUCUCUAUUCACCGAUUUCUCCAUGGACGGUAUGAACGAAGCUCUGAACCUCAAUAUCACCGCUGCUUUCUUCACAAUGACUGCGUUCCUCGAAUUGCUCGACGCGGGAACGCAGAAUGCCCUGAAAGGCGGGUUCGGCAAGCCCCUGCAGGAGGGCAGCGAUGUGCCCUCGAUCCAGAGCCAGGUUAUCUUCACGACGAGUAUCUCGGCCUUCAGUCGUCACUGGACCUCGUCGGCCCCGUAUCUGACCAGCAAAGUGGCUAUCAUGCAAGUGGCGAAGCAUGCCAGUACCCAGCUGGCGCGGUUUGGUAUUCGUGUCAAUGCCAUUGCUCCUGGAAUCUACCCUUCGGACCUGGCAGCGGUUUUUAUCUCUAGCCGCAAGCCUGAGGAAGCAGCUUCUCACGAUGAUCGUUUCAUUCCGGCUCGCCGUUUCGGAGGGGAUGAGGAGAUGGCGGGUGCCAUUCUGUAUUUGACGAGUCGGGCAGGGAGCUACUCGAAUGGAUUGAUCCUCACUACCGACGGUGGCCGCUUAUCUGUUAUUAUCAGUACCUAUUAA
This is a messenger RNA of Penicillium odoratum, 957 nucleotides long. Its product is annotated as SDR family NAD(P)-dependent oxidoreductase. The transcript is spliced from 4 exons. NCBI's taxonomy places the organism in Eukaryota, Fungi, Ascomycota, Eurotiomycetes, Eurotiales, Aspergillaceae. The record is from RefSeq and is a predicted model, not a curated record. The coding region runs from base 1 to 957 and encodes 318 amino acids.